AUGCGGCUCUCGACCUCUCUGAUCUUUUGGGGAACUCUCCACACUACCUGGGGGAGCUCUUUAAUUGACUUUUCGGCUGCUCGUGGUGAUUCCCCGUCCAUCCUAGGCAUUCGUGACCUUGAGGGAGCGCGUGGUGUCACUGUUUCUUCUAACACAGCCGAACUCUACAUCGAACUGGGCACCGAUCCCUCCGGAGUUGCUGCGCUGCAUUGCCAUCGUAUUGAGGGGUAUAUUCGCGCUGAAUACCAUGCCCUGUCCGGGCGCAUGGAAGCUGAUCAGACGUACUAUAUUGGGUACCAGUUUUCCCUGGCUGAGAUUGAACAAAGCCUCAUGAUCUGGCAGUUGUAUGUAUCUAUUGUUUAUACCCAUGGAAAACCAGGCUGGAGAUGGCUGACUCAAGAAAUUAGUAAAGAGUAUGAGGCCAACAAUGCGGCAGACGGUGGCGCCAACAUUCCACUGUCCCUAGAAAUCCAGAAUGGCGUGCUCCACUUCCAAUACCAGUCUUCAUACAGUACCCCACGGGUUCCUCAGUGGUCCAUCACUCCCAAGGCCAACACUACGUACUCAGUGGGAAUCGUGAUCAACACAGGCUCUCCAGGAUGGGUAGAGCUGUAUUGGCAGGGUCAGCAGCAGACUUUCACUACCUCUGGGACCACCAAGGUUCAAGCUACGACCUUCCCGGGGAGGACGGAGCCCAAGUUCGGCAGCUACCGUGGUGAGGUCGUAGGGAUUGACACAUAUAUCUACAGAAUCCAGAUUGGAACCACAUUGAGUGACAUCAGUGCUGCAGCCGGUUUGAGCUCAUCGUCCAGCUCGACAGCCACAACCAGCAAAAUCGCCAUGACCAGCACGACCUCCACCAGUGGCGCGACGAGUACGACUACCUGCUCAUGGGCUGGCCACUGCGAAGGUUAUUAA
Messenger RNA from Penicillium daleae, 918 nucleotides. RefSeq lists its product as uncharacterized. Lineage: Eukaryota; Fungi; Ascomycota; Eurotiomycetes; Eurotiales; Aspergillaceae. Bases 1 to 918 code for a protein of 305 amino acids. The record is from RefSeq and is a predicted model, not a curated record. The transcript has a single exon.